GACGUGAGGAGCUCGAAUGGGCAGAGCAGAGUCUGUAGGAGGGAAGAUGAACGCUCAGGAUCCUUCCGAUCUGUGGAGCACAUCUGAUGGAGAAGCCGAGCUGCUCCAGGACCUGGGGUGGUACCACAGCAACCUCACGCGCCACGCGGCCGAGGCUCUCCUCCUCUCAAAUGGAUAUGAUGGCAGCUACCUCCUGAGGGACAGCAACGAAAGGACCGGGCUGUACUCUCUCUCCGUGAGAGCCAAAGACUCUGUCAAGCACUUUCAUGUUGAAUAUACUGGAUAUUCAUUUAAAUUUGGCUUCAAUGAAUUCUCAUCUUUGAAGGAUUUUGUCAAGCAUUUUGCAAAUCAGCCUUUGAUUGGAAGUGAGACAGGCACUCUGAUUGUUCUGAAACAUCCGUAUCCAAGGAAAGUGGAAGAACCUUCCAUUUAUGAAUCCGUCCGGGUUCACACAGCAAUGCAGACGGGAAGAACAGAAAAUGACCUGGUGCCCACCGCGCCUUCUCUGGGCACCAAGGAAGGCUACCUCACCAAGCAGGGGGGCCUGGUCAAGACCUGGAAAACAAGGUGGUUCACUCUGCACAGGAAUGAACUGAAAUACUUCAAAGACCAGAUGUCACCAGAACCAAUUCGGAUCCUAGACUUAACAGAAUGUUCAGCUGUACAGUUUGAUUACUCACAGGAAAGGGUAAACUGUUUUUGCUUAGUAUUUCCAUUCAGGACAUUUUAUCUCUGUGCAAAGACAGGAGUAGAAGCUGAUGAGUGGAUCAAGAUAUUACGCUGGAAACUGUCUCAAAUAAGAAAACAGCUCGACCAAAGGGAAGGCACAGUCCGAUCUCAGUCGUUCAUCUUCAAAUAGACCCUUCCCGAGAGGGGCGCCAUGGCCCGGCCGCCGCGUGGCGUGUCCACCGGUGCUGUGAUCCAUAGCAGGCUUCAGCCGAAAGCUGAGUACGGAUUUUUCUUUACAAACAAAUCCAAAGCAGAUGUUGAUUGGAUCUUUCCGAACACACCACAUUUGCUGACUCGUGGGAAGCUGCAGCCCCUCGAGGUGUUGUCAUCUGCUUCAGUACCCACGGUCAUCGUUCUGAUGGAAAUGGUGUGGCCGCCACACCCAGUGCGCUCACUCCUAGAACACGCAACGGAAGAGAAAGGGUUUGUGUUUUCCCUCACCGGGGUCUUCAAGCUUGUGGACAUGAUUUGCCGGGAGUCCCACUCUGCCACGGUCAGCUUCACUGACAGGUUGAGCUACUAACCGGGAAGGAAACAGCUGUCUACUUUGAGGCUCGGGCUGCCUCUUUAGAAAGUAUAUUGAGAUAGCAGACAUCAAAGAUUGGUUUGGGAAGGGAAUAGGAUUAUUCUUCAAAAAACAAAAAAAUAUUAAAAAAAAAACCAAAAAAAUAUUUCCAAAACUAUAAUGGAAAAUGUUUGCAGUAUUUAUUUUCUCUUCGUAAAAGGCUCAGAAGUCGGUGGGCUCCUCCUUCCUUUCUAAUGGUAAACUUGUGAAAACUAAAUGUCUUAUGGAUGACUAUGUAAGAUGACAAAGGAAGGUAUAAUCUAAAAAAAAAAUCUCAAUCAUUUUGGAGAAAAUAUUCUAAAGAGUGAGAAAACAUAAACUGGGGAAGGGUAAUAAAGUAGUAGAUGAUAUAGCUUAAUGAUAUUAUUAUAAAUAUUACUCUAAUGAUAAUAGAGCAUAUGGAAGUGCUAAGUUAUCUUCAUCCAACAUUUCUCCAAAUAGACUGAGGGAGUCUUUUCAAGAAGAGUAUGUCACAAUGAUCCCUUCCCCAGAGUUAACUGAAGGUGUUGGCCCAAGAGAAGGAAGAAUCACCCAGCACUGCGAGGCCUGAGCACCCUGCACCUUAUUCAAGAGCAACUUUUGUUGCCAGUGGAGGGAGCAAUACUAAAUCCACAUGCAACGUAUAAUAAUGUGUUUUUUACACAGCAUUUUCAAACUGGAACAAGGGGAUUGAAACGGGAAGGAGAUACUGUCAUCCAGAGCUCAUAAAUAGAUUCUAUUAUCUUUGUUAAUAUUCCUUUUUUUUAGAUAGAAGUUUGAAGGAAGAGAAGGUGGGGGGAGAACCCCCAAACACGAUUAUGGUGCAAAGCUACAACACUGCUCUUGCAGUCCAAAGGAAUAGUUAGUUAAGUUAGUUUUGUUAAUUUAAACAUCUAGCUCUCAGAAAUUCCAUUACAUUUUUGUAUAUUUCAAAAAGAUGGGUUUUUUUUGUUGUGUUUGUAUCAUAUGAGAUAAAGCAAAUGUCAAGUUAAAAUGUAUUCUGUUACAUUCGCACAGUAAGGAGCUACAAAUGGUUUUAUAUUUUGUUUCCCUAGAACCAAGGGUGUUUUUUGUGUGUGUAGGAAAUGUUAUUUUUACCUUUUGUAAAACAUGUCAUGUUUAUUUAUACUUUUUGGUUAUGUUUAUUAAAAAGAGCCUGAUUUUCU
This is a messenger RNA of Molossus molossus (Pallas's mastiff bat), 2439 nucleotides long. RefSeq names its product dual adaptor of phosphotyrosine and 3-phosphoinositides 1 (gene DAPP1). The transcript has 9 exons. NCBI's taxonomy places the organism in Eukaryota, Metazoa, Chordata, Mammalia, Chiroptera, Molossidae. The record is from RefSeq and is a predicted model, not a curated record. Bases 17 to 859 code for a protein of 280 amino acids.